This is a messenger RNA of Trematosphaeria pertusa, 1323 nucleotides long. RefSeq lists its product as uncharacterized. The transcript has 3 exons. Lineage: Eukaryota; Fungi; Ascomycota; Dothideomycetes; Pleosporales; Trematosphaeriaceae. The coding region runs from base 180 to 1238 and encodes 352 amino acids. The record is from RefSeq and is a predicted model, not a curated record.
UUGACGGCCUGGUCGCGUAGCUGACUGCCGUGGUACGAGCCACCACAUCUCUAGACAUGAGGGGGACGCGAUCCAAGCCUCACCUCGUGUUGGCCAAAAGGCUCAGCCUUGUGCGCAAAGAUGAAAUAUAAGUAUAGCUGCCCUCCCUCCAGACCCCUCUGGGGUACGAAGUAUAUCGGAUGACACUACCGCCAAUGGACAAAAUGCUUCGUUCGCUUGGCCUCGCAUACGCAUUCAUAGUCGGCAGGGCGUUGGCAUUCCCUCGGGCCGGCCUAGCCCCAACUCAGCCUGGAGUCUUGGAUCUAGCGAUCGAGGGACGAAGCCCUAUUCCAACAGCACUCGCGGACGCUGCCAAUCCGCUCAAGCUAUUUCGACGCGAGGAAACUCGGACCUGCGGCUACAUCGAUGGAGACUAUGAUAACCCGGCAACAUGCGGCGUUGACUACUACUGUGCUUUCAACUCGUACAAUGGGGCAUUUGGCUGCUGUUCCGGUGUCUUGAGCGAUUGCUAUAUUGAAACAGCAUGCUAUCCCAGCGCCGCGGCAGUGGCCUCAUGUGAUUCCAGUUGUCUCGUGAACCCGUAUCACUACAUUUGCACCGCGGGUGUGGAUACUUUGUGCUAUCAAUAUGUCUGGGUGACCGGCACGACCGAGUAUACCAAUUUCGGCUGCGGUCCUAUAGAUUAUACAUCCUAUGUUUACGACGACUACACCAACGGGCCCACCAGCCGCUCGUCCAUCUCUCGAGAAGUCAUCACCGUCACGCAGGUCGCUACUCCCACGUCGGAACGGGUGACAUCUACUCCAACGCCAACCACAUUUGUGUCGACGACCACUACCGGCGCGUCCGCAGGCUUAGCCACCACCACGCCCUCGUCCGGCGGCUCGAAGACCCCGGUGGGAGCUAUCGUUGGGGGCGUGGUGGGCGGCAUUGCAGUCAUCGCGAUUGCGGCCACUAUCAUCGCUAUCCUAAUUAUGAAAAAGAAGCGUCAAGCCCAGUUCGCACAGCCGCAGUUCGCCCCUCAGCCUGCGCAGCCGCAAUAUAUGGAGCAGCCUAAGCAGCCGUACAUGCAGCAGGCGCCGGUGUGGGACAACACGCACACAGCGGGGAACCAGGGGGGAUAUGCUCCCACGAGCCCGCCUAUGAGUCCGCCGGUGAGCCCGGCUCCUCCGUACGGCCAUCAGGAAUAUCAGCAACCAUCCCGGCCUAUGCCUAAGGGCGUACAUGAGGCCCCUUGAGGCUGGAAUACAGGGCUGUAGCUUCGUGGCUAGUCGAAGGAGCAACUACCCUUUUAGUAAUUACGUGACCAUCAAACUUUCAGUC